GGAAGAAGCUGCGUGAGGUGGCCCAAGCUCCCGAUUGACUCGCUGCAGGGAUUCUGGAUUUCAACCGACCGGCUGCUGGAACAAGGUAGGUAGCACAGGUACCUGGUAGAGUUAUCUGUGAUGAACCUUUUCAACAUUCAACACGCUCAGCUUUGACCUCGCUCGACCACAUUUACGGCCAGCCUCGACCCAAUCCGCCUCGACACGGCGACCUAAUUGUCGGCAGCCUUCAUAGGUCCCUACCUACCCGACCGCCGCAUUCCCUGCUAGCCGGAUAAAGGCUGCCGUGGCCGCGCCAAGCGCGCACACACAGCUCCGAAACCGACGCCCGCCGCCAUGGCGCCAGCCGAUCAAGACCCCCUCCUGCUGCUGCGGCAGGCCAUCGCGUCUGGGUCGACGGUCCUGCCGACAACAGCCGCGGAGCCGUCGGCGGGCGGCGGCGGCGGCGCAGCGGCGCCCGAGGCGAGCCUGUCGCAGGCGACGCACAUGCACUUUGGCCUGCCGUCGGGCGCCGUUUCGGUCGCCAUCGACGCGCCCACGCGCCUCAUCUCGGGCGACAGCCCCGUCGACCUGCGGUCCAUCUACUUUGCCUGGCUCAACCGCGAGGCCAGCGUGACGCAGUACAUCGAGGACGCGAACCGGCUCAACGAGGAGCUGCAGCAGGCGGCGGCGGCGGACAAGUCGCAGACGACGACGACGACGCCCGUGCGCAUCUACGAGUUCUCGAAAAAGGUCGACCUCACCACCUGGCUCGAGGGCACCAACGACAGGAACGAGCUGAUCAAGCCCCUGGCCGAGGACGAGGCUGCGGCCACGGCUGCGGCCGCGGCGGCCGGCAGCGCGUCAAAGGGCGGUGCCGCCGCCCCGGCCGGCGCGGCCUCGGGCAGGUCGGGGAGGGGCACCAUGGACCCGAGGCUGGCCGUGGUCUACAGCGGCGAGCGCCGCAUGGGCGACCACAACACGGCGCUGCGGGGUAUCAAGCCCACGGACUUCUCGCACGUCCGCAAGCUCGCAGCGCCCUUCAUGAUCAAAAAGUCGUCGUCGGGUCAGCACCCGUCCUCGGGCGUCGGGCCGGGCGGGCAGGCGCUCCCGCUCAACCAGAAGCCGCAGCGGCGGCCGGACCCCAUCAUCCUGCUCUCGCCCUCGGCGUCGUCGCUGCUGCGCAUGUCCAACAUCAAGUCCUUCCUCGAGGCGGGUCGGUACAGCCCGCCCGACCACAGCUCGACGGCGUCGAUGCUGCACAUAUCCCGCACCAUGCGCGAUAUCGACCCGGCCAGGCCCAUGCGCUUCAUCCUCGUCGAGGGCCCGGAGCAGUUCAAGCCCGAGCACUGGAACCGGGUCGUGGCCGUCUUCACGACGGGUCAGGCCUGGCAGUUCAAGAACUACCGCUGGCCCCAGCCGGCGGACCUAUUCCGCCACGUCGCGGGGGUCUACGUCGGCUGGAGGGACCAGCCGCCGCCCGAGACGGUCCGCGCCUGGGGCCACCGCGUCCAGGUGCAUGCUAUCGACAAGUACCGCGAGCCGCCGACUGCCACCGCCGCCGCCGGGCUUCACAACCAGGCUGACAACAGUCGCUUCAGGGACAGGGAGGUGGUCGAGAGCAUCUGGAAGGGCAUCGAGGCCAACAUGCGCUCCAAGGGCUGGCAGAGGGACUCGGGCCCGACGACAGUCUAGCACGAGUUCCCUUUUUUUUCUUUUUUUUAUCCUUCUUCUUGCAGAAAGCAGCUAAUCUACACAGCCCUUUUUCAAAAUUAUAUUUUAUGUUCUUUUUUUUUGUCUUAUCCUCGAAGGCGUAUCUAGAGGAUGACCCAGGUGUCAUCGUUAUUUAGCGGCUGCGACCAGAAAAGAUUGGGUUGGGGGGUCCGGCGUUUGGUUUGCUAGGAUGACAUCUUCUUUUGCACUCGGGGAUGCUUUUAUUUUGCAUGGGAGAACAAAACUGUUUCUUUUCCAGUCUUGUGUACGAUCAAAGUUGCUACCAUUGCACAGGCAGCGGGAGUUUAAAGAACAAAAACUGCACCAUGGUUCCCGUCCAUCCAUGCCUUGGACUCUCUCCAGGGUGGCUUCCUCACGAUGACGCCAGCAGCGCUUUUGCGACAAUCUCGUCGACCGACUCCUCCCUGACGCCGAGCAGUUCAUUGUCCGACUCCUCCCUCGACGCGACGAAGCACCGCCGCCGCGCCCCUUCCUCCUCCUCCUCCUCACUUUCCUCCAUGUACAGCUGCGCGACGGCCAAGUCGAGCGUCCAGCCGGACACGCCGUCGCGCCGCUUGGCCCGGCCCCUCUCGCGCACGCCGGCCGCGCUGGCCUCGCGCACCUCCCACUCCCCGG
This is a messenger RNA of Gaeumannomyces tritici R3-111a-1, 2328 nucleotides long. RefSeq lists its product as hypothetical. Gene Ontology annotation, biological process: positive regulation of transcription elongation by RNA polymerase II; transcription elongation by RNA polymerase II. Gene Ontology annotation, molecular function: RNA polymerase II complex binding. Bases 337 to 1674 code for a protein of 445 amino acids. Gene Ontology annotation, cellular component: Cdc73/Paf1 complex. NCBI's taxonomy places the organism in Eukaryota, Fungi, Ascomycota, Sordariomycetes, Magnaporthales, Magnaporthaceae. The transcript has 2 exons. The record is from RefSeq and is a predicted model, not a curated record.